This is a messenger RNA of Choloepus didactylus (southern two-toed sloth), 3721 nucleotides long. RefSeq names its product 3'-phosphoadenosine 5'-phosphosulfate synthase 2 (gene PAPSS2). The record is from RefSeq and is a predicted model, not a curated record. NCBI's taxonomy places the organism in Eukaryota, Metazoa, Chordata, Mammalia, Pilosa, Megalonychidae. Gene Ontology annotation, molecular function: sulfate adenylyltransferase (ATP) activity; ATP binding; adenylylsulfate kinase activity. Gene Ontology annotation, biological process: sulfate assimilation; 3'-phosphoadenosine 5'-phosphosulfate biosynthetic process. The transcript is spliced from 13 exons. Bases 194 to 2056 code for a protein of 620 amino acids.
GCGGAGAGGAGCGAGGCGGAAGGAGGAGUGGAAGGAGGGGGCUGGUCUAGGGAAGUGCGACGUGUCUACGGAGCCUUUUUAUACCUCCUGCCCUGGAGCCCGCAGCAGCCGCUGCCGCCGCCACUGCCGUCCGCGCGUCCUUCCGUCUCGGCUCCGAGUCCCAGCGCGCCGGGCACCGCCGCAGCCAGCCAGCAUGUCCGAGAUCAAGAAGCAGAAGACGGAGAACCAGCAGAAAUCCACCAAUGUGGUCUACCAGGCCCACCACGUGAGCAGAAACAAGAGAGGGCAGGUGGUUGGAACAAGGGGUGGGUUCCGAGGAUGUACUGUGUGGAUGACAGGUCUUUCUGGUGCUGGAAAAACAACAAUAAGUUUUGCUCUGGAAGAGUACCUUGUCUCCCAUGCCAUCCCUUGCUACUCCCUGGACGGGGACAACAUCCGGCACGGCCUGAACAAAAACCUCGGAUUCUCUGCUGGGGACAGAGAAGAAAAUAUCCGCCGGAUUGCUGAGGUGGCCAGGCUGUUUGCUGACGCUGGCCUGAUCUGCAUUACCAGCUUCAUUUCUCCUUUUGCCAAGGAUCGUGCAAAUGCCCGGAAAAUCCAUGAAUCCACAGGACUGCCAUUCUUUGAAAUAUUCAUAGAUGCACCUCUGAACAUUUGUGAAAGCAGAGACGUAAAAGGCCUCUACAAGCGAGCCCGAGCUGGGGAGAUUAAAGGAUUUACAGGUAUUGAUUCUGAUUAUGAGAAACCUGAAGCUCCUGAGUGUGUGCUGAAAACCAGUGUGUCCUCAGUAAGUGACUGUGUCCAGCAGGUAGUAGAACUUCUGCAAGAGCAGAACAUUGUACCCCACACAGUAAUCAAAGGCAUCCAUGAACUCUUUGUGCCAGAAAACAAACUUGACCAAGUUCGAGCUGAAGCUGAAACUCUCCCUUCAUUAUCAAUUACCAAGCUGGAUCUCCAGUGGGUCCAAGUUUUGAGUGAAGGCUGGGCCACUCCUCUCAAAGGCUUCAUGCGGGAAAAGGAGUACUUGCAGGCUCUACACUUUGGCACCCUGCUAGAUGGCGUGGUCCUUCCUGACGGAGUUAUCAACCUGAGCAUUCCCAUCGUACUGCCUGUGUCUGUGGAUGACAAGAAGUGGUUGGAAGGGUGCAGCGAGUUUGCCCUGGAACACGGUGGACAGAGGGUGGCUAUCUUACAAAACCCUGAAUUCUACGAACAUAGAAAAGAGGAACGUUGUUCCCGUGUGUGGGGGACAACAUGUGCAAAACACCCUCAUAUCAAAAUGGUGAUGGAAAGUGGGGACUGGCUGGUGGGUGGAGACCUGAAGGUGCUGGAGAGAAUAAGGUGGAACGAUGGGCUGGACCAAUAUCGCCUGACACCUCUGGAGCUCAAACAGAAAUGUAAAGAUAUGAAUGCUGAUGUCGUGUUUGCAUUCCAGUUGCGCAAUCCUGUCCACAAUGGGCAUGCUUUGUUGAUGCAGGACACUCACCGCCAGCUCCUGGAGAGGGGCUACAAGCACCCAGUCCUCCUGCUACACCCUCUGGGUGGCUGGACCAAGGAUGACGAUGUGCCCCUGGACUGGCGCAUGAAGCAGCAUGCAGCUGUGCUCGAGGAAGGAGUCCUGGAUCCCAAGUCAACAAUAGUUGCCAUCUUCCCAUCUCCCAUGUUAUACGCUGGCCCUACAGAGGUUCAGUGGCACUGCAGGUCUCGGAUGAUUGCAGGGGCCAGUUUCUACAUUGUGGGCCGGGACCCUGCAGGAAUGCCCCACCCUGAGAACAAGAAGGACCUAUAUGAACCCACUCAUGGGGGCAAGGUCUUGAGCAUGGCCCCUGGUCUCACCUGUGUGGAAAUUAUUCCAUUCCGAGUGGCUGCCUACAACAAAACCAAAAAAGCCAUGGACUUCUAUGAUCCAGCAAGGCAUGCGGAAUUUGACUUCAUCUCAGGAACUCGUAUGAGGAAACUCGCCCGGGAAGGAGAAAAUCCCCCAGAAGGCUUCAUGGCUCCUAAAGCAUGGAAAGUCCUGACAGAUUACUACAGGUCCCUGGAAAAGAACAACUAAGUGCCUUUUAACUCCAGAGUUUCUUCCUGAAGAGCUCUUUGAUUCCCUUAUCUAUAUUUUUGUGAUUAGAUGUUUGGUAUCCAGUUGCUUCUCAAUGGCUGAUUUUUUAAUUAGUUUUAUAACAAGGAUAAAAUUGUGUCUAUACUGUAAAGUCAACGUCAAUUUUUGUUUAGGAAAAAAAAAAAGUUAAACUGAAGACCAAAUUUUACCAGGUGAAAGUGAUAGUUAUAUAUUUCAGAAUGAAAAUGACUGUAUUCUUUACUGCAUCUGAACACGUAGGUCCCAGAUUUCUUAAAGUUUUUACCAGCUCUAGUUUACUUGCCAGCUUAAGUCUUGCUAACCUGCACUCCAACCACAGGGGCAUAUGCCAGUAGUAAAAUUCAUCAGAUGAGUAGCCUUUUCUGUCAGAUUGAUGAAAAAGAUUUGUCACCCUAAUUGAGGCAUGGCUCAUGUCAAGAUCCUUGCUCAUGCCUGUGCACAGUGUUACUGCCCAGUCUCUUGUGCACCUGACUAGAGAAACCAAAUGUGAAUUUAAUCUCAGAGAUACAUGCAAUCUAGCUCUGCCACAAAAGUUAUAGUGUCUAAUUAGAUGAAAAAUCUUAGUGGCCUUCUAUGAAUAAUAAAACUUCAGUUAAAUGGCGACUUUUAAUUUAAUCACAGUCCUUUGAUAAAAGGAUUUGCCUCAGGGCUCAAACUGGCAAUGUUGUAGAAAGUUCAUUUUCCCCCUUUGCUACAGUCAUUGUGUCCUACAGAGUGGCUGGGCCUAUGUGGCAGCAGUAUUGACUAUAACUGAAAACAGUUCAUACCCUGAGAUUCACAGGGUGCUAGAGCUGGAAAGGACAUCAGAAAACACCGAAUCCAACCUUUUCAUUUUACCAGGUGAUCAACCUGAGACGAUGCACAUGCUUUGUGCUGCUUAGUAUUGUUAUAAAAAAGAAUUAGCAUUAUUACGAAGUAAUGAUGGCACCAGACAAGGGCCCAGGCCACUUGACUGCCAGUCUGGCGCUGGCUACAACCUACAGCACAGGCCCUGGGUCCGAUUUCCCUCAGCUGCUUAACACAGCCUGGAACAGUGGGCACUUACAGAGCAGCCUUCCUGGAUAAUGAAGGUCCAGAGUUUUCUAAACACAGCUGAUUUUACUGCAGUAAAAAAAAAAAAAUACUUUUCCAAAGCUGCUCUGAGAUAACCCACCUCUGAUGGCUUUAUUUCCUGAGAGGCAAUCUUUUGUACCUUUUACAUGUUUCAUUGUUGCCAUGGAAUAUAUGAAGAUACAGCACCUUUUAUACAUAGGUCACUCUGGAAGAGACCUAAACAGGAAAAAGAAAACUGUGAUUUUUUUUUCGUAUUUGCAGUUUUAAAAAAAUGCUAAUCUUAGAUAAUGAAAAUUCUUUUGAGAAAUUACAUACAAUGACCACAGCAAAGUGUCUGUCUUUGGUAGUGCAGUGCCCAAAUUCACUGAAUCAGAGGUACUCACUACUGCCUUUUUACAAAACAGCGUAUUUAUUGAAAACAUGAAACAGGAUUUAGUGCCUUAACCCAUGUAUUUUGUGAUUUUAAAAAUAUAUUUAAAACUGCUCUUCUGCUUUAGUACCACUUAGUGCAAAUGAUUAUUUCUAUGUACAACUGAUGCUUGUUCUUAUUUUAAUAAAUUUCGCAAAAUGAAA